Thecamonas trahens ATCC 50062 is the source of this 500-nucleotide messenger RNA. RefSeq lists its product as uncharacterized. NCBI's taxonomy places the organism in Eukaryota, Apusomonadida, Apusomonadidae. Gene Ontology annotation, biological process: mitochondrial electron transport, cytochrome c to oxygen. The record is from RefSeq and is a predicted model, not a curated record. The coding region runs from base 14 to 415 and encodes 133 amino acids. The transcript is spliced from 2 exons. Gene Ontology annotation, cellular component: mitochondrial envelope.
CCACCCGACUAUCAUGCUUUCCCUUGCUCGCACGCUCUCCGUCAGCCGCACUGCGACGCUGACUUCUGUCGCCGCUGCAUGGCGUGCUGCCCCUGCUGAUGGUGGCAUCCCGUCCAGCAUGGACGUGGCCACCGGGCGUGAGUACGAUGAGCUCACCGAGGGUGAGCGGCACCAGGAGCUCGGUGCUGAGGUGCUCGCCUCGCAGGCUGCCACCCACUGGGGCACCAAGGAGAACCCGGUCAAGGUGCUCUCGGCGGUGGACCACCGGAUUGUUGGCUGCACUGGCGAGAAGUGCUCGUCGAUCCACGAGAACGGCGUGCUCUGGUGGCGUCUUGACGCUGGCGCCCCGCACGAGUGCCCCUGCGGCCAGGUCUUCCAGCUUGUCGACCGCCCGCACGGCCUCGACCAGCACUAAGCUUGGCCUCUCGGUCACUCUCUCCCGAGCUUGCUCACUUUGUCCUCAGCGGCUGUGCUGUCCGUAAUGAACGUUCCCCUGCCAA